AUGGACACCAGAGACCAAAAUAACGGAGAUGUCGAGGUCCCGACAGCCCUCGACUCGCAGGAAGAGAAACCUCCACAAAUACCCAGCGAUUCUGAGCUGCCCCGAGAAGAACCAUCAUUGCAGAAAACAUCCAGUGAAAAACAAGAAGGCAGACGAAAAGAGCACAAGUUGAAGAGGGACUUGCUUCCAGAGCAAGACCUGGAUAAGGGAAUUGUUGGAUGGGAAGGGCAAGAUGAUCCAGAGAACCCACGGAAUUACACAUCAUUGCGAAAAUGGACGAUUCUUUCCCUCGUGAGCUCAAUGACCCUGAUCAGUCCCUUUGCGUCUUCGGUUUUUGCGCCUGCUGUCCGCUUCGCCGAUGCCGACUUCAACAACACUUCAACAAUAUUGAGCACGUUCGUUGUUUCAGCAUACGUCCUUGGCUACGCGGUUGGCCCGCUGUUCCUCUCUCCUCUCAGUGAGAUAUAUGGUCGAAGAAUUGUUUUGAAUAUUGCUUCGCUGCAUUUUGUGGUGUGGCAGAUUGGCUGCGCAUUAGCGCCCAACAUCUCAGCCCUGAUCGUCUUCCGGUUGCUCACAGGCAUGGGUGGGUCUGCUUGCUUGACCAUCGGCGGGGGCGCGAUAGCAGAUAUGUUCGAGAAGGAACACCGUGGGCUGGCUAUGUCCAUCUUCACUGCUGGCCCUCUGUUGGGCCCUGUCCUCGGUCCCAUUUGUGGAGGCUUCAUAGCGCAGGGCGCGGGAUGGAGAUGGGUCUUUUGGACUCUCUUGAUUGCCGCAGGGACAUGCACAGGGUUCAUCCUCAUAUUCUACCGCGAAACUAACCACGCCGUCCUCAUCCGUUACAAGACCCGUCGCCUUGCACGAGAAUUGGGACGCGACGAUCUGACAAGUUGCUACGAUAACGUCACGGGCAAGCGCUCCGCAACAGCCGUCUUUGCUCGCAGCUUGAUAAGGCCUCUGAGGCUGCUAUUGCUGUCUCCAAUUGUGGGACUAUUGGCGGUCUACCUCGCACUGAUAUACGGAUGUCUCUACUUGCUCUUCACGACAGUCACCGACGUGUUUCAAAAAACGUAUCACUGGAGUCCGGACUUGACAGGUCUCGCAUACAUUGGCUUGGGAAUCGGAAUACAAUGUGGACAGACAUUAUUUGGGCUUACAAGCGACCGGAUCGUUGUCCGUCUCACUCGAGCCAACAAUGGAAUCUACCAACCCGAGAUGCGACUCACAAUGUGCUUACUUUUUGCCUUCUUCGUUCCCAUAUCCUUCUUCUGGUACGGAUGGUCGAUCCAAGCAAAAGUACACUGGAUUGUCCCUAUCAUUGGCUUGUGCCCGUUCGGAUUUGGCAUGAUUGGGAUCUUUGGUUCCAUCCAAACGUACAUCAUCGACGCAUAUUCUCAGUAUGCGGCUUCCGGAAUAGCUUCGGUGACGGUAACGAGGUCCUUUUUUGGGGCGUUCCUUCCACUUGCAGGGCCUUCGCUAUAUCAAAGUCUUGGAUAUGGGUGGGGAAAUUCUUUGCUUGGGUUCGUUACUCUCGCUUUGAUUCCAGUACCAGUUCUCCUCCGGCAGUAUGGUGGUGUUCUGAGAGAGCGUUACCCUGUAAAACUAGAAUAG
Messenger RNA from Fonsecaea multimorphosa CBS 102226, 1608 nucleotides. RefSeq lists its product as uncharacterized. NCBI's taxonomy places the organism in Eukaryota, Fungi, Ascomycota, Eurotiomycetes, Chaetothyriales, Herpotrichiellaceae. Gene Ontology annotation, molecular function: transmembrane transporter activity. Bases 1 to 1608 code for a protein of 535 amino acids. Gene Ontology annotation, biological process: transmembrane transport. The record is from RefSeq and is a predicted model, not a curated record. Gene Ontology annotation, cellular component: membrane. The transcript is spliced from 5 exons.